AAGUAUGUCAAAAUUAAAUAGAUAAAAUCAGAAUUCACACCUAAGCAGAAAAGCAUUUCUCAACCAUCACAAAAGAAGAAAAAAAAAAAACAGCUAUUGUAACCCAACAGAUUUAGAUCCAACAACAUAAGAGGCAAGCACGUAUAUAUAAUCCAAUUUCAACUUUUAUUAAGUCAGCGAAAAAUACUUUGUAACACCCUCUUUUUAUUUUUAUUAAAAAAUUAUAAUAUAUGCUUUGCUGUCACUACAACUUUGGUUUUAGUUGUCAAAAUUCACAUGAUUCUCACUUGCAUCAUUCAAAAUAAAAAGCUUAAUAUCAUCAACAAAGAAGAAUCAAGAACAACUACCUCAAUCACGGGAUUCCCUUUUCUUUGCAACCAUUUUUAUUUUUUUACUUUCCUUAUUUUUUUUUCAAUAACGUACUUCAUCAUUCAUUGCUAUUGAAAACAGCAAAAAAUUGUUCUUUCUGCUUCUGAUAAGUGCUUUUGAGUAAAAAAAAAAAAAGUGCUUUUGAGUUUUGAAUCUCCAACAUGGAUAUUUCUAGUUCACACAGAAAGAGAACUUUGCUUAAGGUUAUUGUCCUUGGAGAUAGUGGGGUUGGGAAGACAUCAUUGAUGAACCAAUAUGUUUAUAAAAAGUUUAGCCAACAGUAUAAAGCCACAAUUGGUGCAGAUUUUGUUACAAAGGAGAUAUUAGUUGAUGACAAACUUGUAACUUUGCAAAUUUGGGAUACUGCAGGACAAGAAAGGUUCCAUAGUCUUGGAGCUGCAUUUUAUAGAGGGGCAGAUUGUUGUGUUUUGGUAUAUGAUGUAAAUGUACAGAAAACAUUUGAUACAUUAAACAAUUGGCAUGAUGAUUUUCUUAAGCAGGCAGAUACAGGAAAUCCUGAUGCAUUUCCCUUUGUAUUACUUGGGAACAAGAUUGAUAUAGAUGGUGGAAACAGUAGAAGGGUUACAGAGAAGAAAGCUAGGGAAUGGUGUGCUUCUAGGGGUAACAUACCAUAUUUUGAGACUUCUGCAAAAGAGGGUUACAAUGUUGAUGAUGCAUUUUUAUGUGUUGCUAAAGUUGCAUCAGAAAAUGAACAUGAUUUAGAUAUUUAUUUUCGCGGAAUAUCUGAAACCCCUUCAGAAUCAGAACAACGAAGUGGUUGUGCAUGUUGAAGUUGGUCAAAGAUGAAUAAAUUUUAAGGAACAUAGCUUUGUUCUUUGGUACAGUAACUUUAGCUGAUCAAGUUGUGUUUGGUUCAGGUUCUAUGGGUUUCAAGAAUGGAAAACCCUUCUCUGUUUUUCUUUAGGUGAAAUUGUACUUUUUAAAAUUUGUUGAAUAAAAUUAUUUUGUAA
Messenger RNA from Trifolium pratense (red clover), 1340 nucleotides. RefSeq names its product ras-related protein Rab7. Lineage: Eukaryota; Viridiplantae; Streptophyta; Magnoliopsida; Fabales; Fabaceae. Gene Ontology annotation, molecular function: GTP binding; GTPase activity. Gene Ontology annotation, cellular component: vacuolar membrane. The record is from RefSeq and is a predicted model, not a curated record. Bases 531 to 1160 code for a protein of 209 amino acids. The transcript is spliced from 7 exons.